GGCGAGUCUCUCUCUCUCUCUUCUCUUUCUCUCUCUAAAAUCAUAUCAAAUCAACCGGAAUAUUCCUUUUUUCUCAGUCGUCGAGAACGAUGCACAACGCCGACUACACCCAACCCCCCUCCUACUACCAGCAGCAGCACUACCCGCAAUCACAUAACCACAAUCCAAACCCUAAUCAGAAUCAGAAUCCGAUCGACUCCCCUUACCCCACGCCACCACCGUCUUACGCAUCCGCGCCGCCGUUCUCCCCCAACAGUUACGUCCAUCCUCCGCCCCCCUCCGCCGAUCACUCCGCCGCGUACCACCACCAGAAUUCCUCUUUCUACCCUUCUUACCCCCAAACUCCCGAUCCUCUCCCCGCGGCGGCGCCGCCGUCGUAUUCACAGCCUCAAUCGUCGUAUGCCUUCCCCCAAUUCGAGUCCCAUGGCUCCUAUCAACCCCCGCCCCCGCCCCAACCUCAAGUACAAGCCCAAUUACCAUCAUACCAUCCGUCUUACGAUCAGCCGGCGCCGCCCAGUUACACCCCAACACCCAAUCCUAAUCCCGUUUCCCCCAAUUCACGUUACCCGUCGAUUCACUCCUCAGCUCAAUACUCUCAAUUGAAUACCCCUCUGUACGAAACCUCGUACGAUAAUCACGACGCGAAUUUAAGCCGUAGCAGGUCAGAUUUGGGCUCAGAAUUGUAUGGCAAACGAGCAGAGAGUGGGUACGCUGGGUACGGGAAUAGAAAUGAUAACCUCUAUGGGGGUAACGAAGGGGUUAUUCCUUACAAGGGGAGUAGUGAGCCGUAUGGAGCUCGAGGAACGGCUGCAAAGUCUUCAACUUGGUCUGGGUUCGAUGAUUUUGGCAGGCCCAUUGGGUAUUCUUCCUCUUCUUCUACGGGGAAAGAUAGAACAUCGAAUUCUGGUUUGAAGGUUGUGAAGGCAGUUCCGAAAGCAGAUACACAGCAGGAUUCGAAGGGCGGGGUUCAGAAGUAUAGGGUGAAGUUGUUGGCAGAAAGUGGUGGACAGAGCACCAUGGACGUCCUUUGCCAGAUUGGCUUAGAUGGAAUUCGUAUGCUGGACCCAAGUACCAGCCGGAUAUUGAGAAUUUAUCUUCUAGACACAGUAACCAGAUGUGAAGCUAUCGAGUCAUCGACAUUUGCUUUCUGGUCAAAAAGUUCUGUGGACAUUGAGCCAAGGCGUAUUAGAUUGCAGUCUAAUAGUUAUACCACCAACACCAUCUUGGACACAGUUACUGCUGCAAUGAUACAGUAUAAGGAGAUGAAUGGAGCAAGCCGUCCUUCUGAAUAUCCUAAGAUUGCUGAACAACCUACCGAGAAGAGGAAAGGUUUUGAUUUGCUGAAUUUGAUAAAGCCUCUUAACGAGGAGAAAGAUCACUGGGUACCUGAUGAAGCAGCAACAAAAUGCACAGCUUGUGGGACAGACUUCAAUGCUUUCGUGCGGAAGCAUCACUGCAGGAACUGUGGAGAUAUUUUUUGUGACAAGUGCACUCAUGGUAGAACUGCUCUUACUGCUGAUGAUAAUGCUCCUGUUGUUAGAGUUUGUGAUCGAUGCUUGGCUGAAGUUACUCGUAGAUUGAGCAAUGCUAGAGAAGUUCCCAGCAGAUCAACGGUUGUUCAAAGUCAUGAGGAUCUUGCCAAGAAACUUCAGGAGGAGAUGGAGAGAAGCUGCAAGGUGUCGUCAGGCUCCAGAUCAGAAGGUUCUGGAAAGAGAAUGAAAGAGGUCGCAUGCCCAACUUGUACAGUCCAUUUACAGGUUCAAGUUCCCAGUUCUGGUUCAGAGACUAUCGAGUGUGGAGUUUGCCAACAUCCUUUUCUUGUUACUAGCCAUUGAAUAACGACACCAGAAUCAAAUAUCGACUUCUUCUUUCUAUGAUAUUCUCGGUGUACUUUAUCAAAUAAGCUUUUCACUUGGAACUCGGGCUUUAAUUUGAUUCUUUUUUUUUUUGGUUUAUUUCUUAUUUUAUUAACGCUGGUUUGCUUUACUUACGUGUACAUCCAGAAUUAUCAAGUUGACCCUCUAAAAUGUAAAUUAAGUCGAUUGAUGUUUGAUUAUUCGUUGUGGAUUUGUAUGUAUAGUAUGUUACUGUAUUUGAUCGUUUUAUUUGGACAAGAAAUCGGGAAGCAGUGAGUGAUUCUUGUUGGCUUAUACAUUGUGAUUCGAGGAACAGUUUAAAUUCAAUCUGCAAUUUGAUUUCGGAUAACCCGCAGAAACA
Erythranthe guttata (spotted monkey flower) is the source of this 2217-nucleotide messenger RNA. RefSeq names its product RING/FYVE/PHD zinc finger superfamily protein. Gene Ontology annotation, molecular function: metal ion binding; ubiquitin binding. Gene Ontology annotation, cellular component: late endosome membrane; ESCRT I complex. Lineage: Eukaryota; Viridiplantae; Streptophyta; Magnoliopsida; Lamiales; Phrymaceae. Gene Ontology annotation, biological process: intralumenal vesicle formation; multivesicular body assembly. The record is from RefSeq and is a predicted model, not a curated record.